Messenger RNA from Zophobas morio, 911 nucleotides. Its product is annotated as glycogenin-1-like. Lineage: Eukaryota; Metazoa; Arthropoda; Insecta; Coleoptera; Tenebrionidae. The record is from RefSeq and is a predicted model, not a curated record. Gene Ontology annotation, molecular function: glycosyltransferase activity. The transcript is spliced from 8 exons. Gene Ontology annotation, cellular component: cytoplasm. The annotation marks the transcript as partial.
UUACAGACGAAUCUUUUGUGACACUGGUAACGAAUAAUCAGUAUGGUGUAGGAGCCUUAAUACUCGCUCUUUCUUUAAAGGAAGUAAAAACAAGCAGAAUGCUGUCAGUAAUUGUUACUGACAAAAUUUCUCGGGCUGUCGUUGAACGACUGCGAACAGGGUUCGACUUUGUAUUUACGGUAAAUGAAUUAAAUAGUAACGAUGCAGCUAAUUUAGCUAUACUACAACGUCCUGAAUUGGAUGUUACUUUAACAAAAAUACUCGCUUGGGGAUUAACACAAUUUCGAAAAUGUUGCUUUAUGGAUGCUGAUACCCUGGUAAUUUCAAAUGUUGACGAUAUAUUUCAAAGGGAAGAAUUAAGUGCGGCUCCAGAAGUGGGAUGGCCAGAUUGUUUCAACUCUGGGGUUUUUGUUUUCCUUCCUUCCAAGAAACAAUUAUCACAACUAACUACAUUUGCGAAAAUUAAUAGAAGUUUCGAUGGCGGUGAUCAAGGAUUAUUAAAUAUGUUUUUCAAUGACUGGGCUACUGCAAAUAUUAAAAAACAUCUGACAAGCACAUUCCCGUUCGAAAAAUUUAAAACCGUCUGGGAGAAUGGGGAAGCUCACCACGCCUUUGAGAUUAAUGCGGAUAAACACUCUACUCACGUGGCUGAAGGCUUUUUUCAUAUUCAGAAAAAACUUGACGAGAUGAUUGCUCCUCAAAAAGCUAAUUAUAAGGAAAAUAUUGAAGAUUACAGAACUUUAAAUAUUGAAGAUGAAAUAUUUUAUGAUAACACAUUAGCAGUUACUUUAUGUUAUCAAGGUUUUUUGACUAAGGAAAAGCCCAAUCUGCGCACAACGAGUGACCUAGAUCUAGAAGAGAGAAAGGAAAAAAUAUACCAGAGUCCUUCAUGUGGCCUUUAUAUGCGCUAA